CUAACAGAUAAUUUAAAAAGCAAAAACAAACAAUUACAUAAAAUGCAAUACUUUAUUAUGACAGUUAAAUUACAUUCAAACGAACGUUGUGAUUCAUCACGCUAAUAUACGUUAGUGCAGUAAUAAAAGUUUCAAGACCGUUUUUAAUAGUUGUUGCUAUGAUUUCAAUCAACGCCUUAACAUCUAAAUAUUUAUCUUUUAAAUCCAGAAUGACGUUCCAAUUUACAAGCAAAGGAAAAAAAGCAACUUUUUUUUCGUGAAGUUGGCAACGACAGCUAAUCAGCCGGCUUGCAUUACAGGCACAAUAGAGGAUGCAUUGAAUGUAAAAGCCUUACAUUCGUCUUCGGAUUAUGGAUGUCCCGAACCAUGCGCAUUACUCCCGUUUCGUACUGUAUGAGAGUUAGUAACUCCAGUCUAUUCUGUGAGACUCGCCCGCGUGGCCGCCUCCACGCGUCAGAAUACUUCCAACUUUGAACGCAGCGAGUCUUCGUUACUUUUUUUCGAAUUGAACUUCGAAUGUUUUUUUAAUUCGUAUUCUAUUCUUGAAUAUUAAAAAUAAAGAACUUCAAAUCGGUUUAUUUUUAAUUUAGUGCGGUGAGUGAGUGUUGUGAGUGAAGUUUGAAACUUUUAUUCGAUAAUUAAUUAAGUAAUAUCGUUGAUGAAAGUCUUUGAUCUUAAUGAUAGUAUUUUUAGAAGUUUGGUACUUGUAAUGUUAUUUUGGUCGAUGUGCGGAAAGUUUGUUGGCUUCCGAUGAUUUAUGAUGCAGACGACGCGGAUUCGACGGUCCGGAAAAUUUUAAUCCAUCGAAUUUGACGUGUAUUUAGGUCAAAGAUGUACACCACGGAACCAAACCUAACAACAACGUCGUUCCCCGAUGUGAACUCGACGAGUGAUGACUACACACCGUAUGGGGAACGGCUGGAGACGUAUCUGGUGCCAGUACUCUUUGCGAUCAUCUUCAUAGUGGGAGUACUGGGGAAUGGGACCCUGGUCAUCGUGUACGUCAGACAUCGGGGCAUGAGGAAUGCACCUAAUACGUACAUUUUCUCCUUAGCCCUCGCAGAUCUGCUAGUCAUCCUAAUAUGCGUGCCAUUCGUAUCAACCAUUUACACGUUGGAGUCUUGGCCGUGGGGUGAAAUGAUAUGCCGGAUCUCCGAGGUCGGGAAAGAUGUUAGCAUAGGAGUAUCAGUGUUCACUCUCACAGCACUAUCUGCUGAACGAUACUGUGCUAUUGUAAAUCCAUUUAGGAGACUACAACUACGGAAACUGCCUCUGGUGUGCGCGACGUUUAUAUGGGCUGCAGCUCUUAUAUUUGCAACCCCAGCGGCCGUCUUCUCAAAUACUGCCACAGUUGAAAUACACCCUAAUGUGACAAUAGUGUACUGCACGCCGUAUCCACAGGGAUGGGACAGUUAUCCAAAGUGGAUGACAUUAGCCAAAGCGCUGGUAUACUACGGUCUACCGUUACUAGUCAUUGCGUUCUUCUACUCGCUAAUGGCGCAGCGGCUGCUGGCCAGUACGCGGGAGAUGCCGGGCGCGCUGCACGGCGGCCAGGGGGAGGCGCAGGCGCAGGCCAGAAAGUCAGUCGCUUGUAUGGUACUGGUGUUUGUUAUUGUAUUCUUCAUCUGUUUCCUGCCGUACCACGCGUUAGAGCUGUGGUUCCAUUUAUCACCGACCGCGCAAAAUGAUUACAACGAUUGGACUCACGCACUCAGGAUAGUGGGCUUCUGUCUAAGCUUCCUCAACUCGUGCGUGAACCCCGUCGCUCUGUACUGCGUGAGUGGCGUCUUCAGGUCCCACUUCAACCGCUACCUGUGCUGCCGGCGCGGCACCUUGCACCCGACCUGCAGCUCUCGCCUCUCCAGGACUGCGGUCUGUGAAACCUCGUUCAGGAGCACCCAUCGUCAUCGAUGUAACAGGAACCCAACAGAGAGCGUCGUGAUAUCGAACUACGACUACGGAAGUACUAAGAAGAAGAGCAACAUCAUCUCCAGGAACAGCACUGACGGAGUCACCAUCAUGACGGUAAGAGACACCAACGACUUCCUCACGGGAGACUUGGACGAGAAGAUCACCAGAUAGGGUGAAAUUUGAAAUUAUAUUUUUAAGAGAGUAGAGUACGCGUCUGUAUUCUUUUAGAUUCUGAAAUCGAAAUCGUUUUUGUUUUAUUUAUUUAUUUGGUAUAUGUUACAGCGUAACAUAUGUAUGUUACGUACAAAUUAAGACAGGAAUAACAUCGUUUCUCAUAUUUAUGCCUAUAAGUACACACAGCAUUUAAAAUAUAGGUGUACUGUGUUAUUUUUAUUUAUUUAUGUAUGCCUUAAAUUUACUAUUACGAUGGUUUAUUGAAUUGAGUUUUAAGUUAUAUCUGGCAUAUUUUGCGUGUUGUAAUUUUACUUCAAUGUCGCAUACACACAAAUCGAUGUAAUAAACGUAACAUAUCACACAAGUUUAGCAUAAAGCUAAAAAAACAUCUGAAUAUCAAUGUAUUUACCGAACUACGAGUUAAUAAUGUUUUUAACACUGGGCUUCUCAAGUCUGAAACCCGAAAACUUUUGACGGACUUCGAAAAAAGCAGGCUCUCAAUUAUGUCGGUUUUAAUCCAGUAUUCGAGAGUCUGAAUGAAGUCGAUUUCAAGCCAUAAAAUACCAAUUAAUUCAAAAUCGUAAACAGUGAUAAAAAUAACCAGAAAACAUUGUCUUGCGUCAUCUUUAGUCGAGGACCCCGAUACUGCUACUUACUACGGCUGAUGAAUGAAUGGCAGUUGGAUUAAAAUAUGUGUAACUAUUCCUA
Messenger RNA from Trichoplusia ni (cabbage looper), 2793 nucleotides. RefSeq names its product neuropeptide CCHamide-2 receptor-like (gene NGR-A14). The transcript has 8 exons. Gene Ontology annotation, molecular function: G protein-coupled peptide receptor activity. The record is from RefSeq and is a predicted model, not a curated record. NCBI's taxonomy places the organism in Eukaryota, Metazoa, Arthropoda, Insecta, Lepidoptera, Noctuidae. Gene Ontology annotation, cellular component: membrane. Bases 832 to 2082 code for a protein of 416 amino acids. Gene Ontology annotation, biological process: G protein-coupled receptor signaling pathway.